Messenger RNA from Medioppia subpectinata, 357 nucleotides. The record is from the annotation of a GenBank genome assembly. Lineage: Eukaryota; Metazoa; Arthropoda; Arachnida; Sarcoptiformes; Oppiidae.
UUUAUCUUUAGUCUGAGUUAUUUCAAGACGACUUAUAUCCGGACACUCUGAGCGAUAUACCAGCGCUCACAGCCGAGGAAUGGUUCAAUGGCGAGGACAAGGAUCCAGUUCUUAUAUCGCUGAAAGAGGGCUAUAAGACCACCAAAAAGCAAGACUUAAAAGUUGCCAAAAAGAAACCAAACUUGUUGGACAAAUUGCCGGCCAAAAAGCAAUUGUCGUCAUCGGGUGGUUCCACACCAUCGCCUCCCGGCUCUCCAAAGCCAGGCGGAGACGGCGGCGGUUCGGGCGCAGCGGUGCUGUCGGCGGCCGCCAAUCAACGGGUCGAAGAGUUAGUGUCGGAACUGAAUAAACUGAAAG